GCUCCAGUUGCUCUGCGAACCAUGAGGGUAUUCGGAAUUGGAGUUCUGCUAGCCUUAACCUCCGGGUUCCUGGUGGUUUCCGCCGUAAACUUGCCCGGAGUGCCGGUGGACUUCGAUGUGGACGAUCACAUCCUGUCCGCCAUUGCGGAUGAUAUUUCGGAGCGUCUGGUCAAGGAGUAUGUGAAUUAUUUAAAGACUGGAGUGGAGACCCCUGAGUUCCUGAAGCUCACAAAUCAGCUGGCCAAAUCGCAUAGCGAGAAGGAUAUAUUCACCAGGAAUAUGCCCGAUUUGGAGCCCCGCGAUAGCUUUUUUGUGUGCGUUGCCUGUCGCUCGGUGAUGAAUGUCUUUAUUCGCACGAUUCGCGAGGAGGAAGGUGAACUGCAUGGUGAAAAUAGCUCUGUACUCAUGAAGGACUUUGCCAUGGACUUUUGCCGCCGCCUGAAUCUGCAAACGGAGGAGGUUUGCGAAGGACUCAUUGAUUCCAAUCUUCCGAGUGUGGAGUAUAUUAUGAGAAAUUCCGAGAGCGAUUCCCAGAGUUUCUGCUCGCUGUUCAUGGAGUUCAGCUUCUGUAACACUGGUUCCAAUGCGGAUUACAAUUGGACCUUGCCUGUGGAUAAUACAGGUGAGGCUUUGAGCGGACCAAAGUCGGAUACUCCUACCUAUAGUGAAUCCGAUAUAAGGAUCUGCCAGUUCAGCGAUAUCCAUCAUGAUCCUCUCUACGAACCUGGAAGUCUGGCCACCUGUGCUGAACCCAUGUGCUGUCAGCGGAAUAAGGACUCGACCCAGGGAACUAGUGAGGCGGCUGGUUACUGGGGUGAUUACAGGGACUGCGAUCUCCCUUGGCAGGCCUUUGAAUCCGCUCUGGAUAGUGCGGUGGUUAAUACGAAGUGCGACUAUGUCUAUCAGACGGGCGAUAUUGUGGAUCACAUGGUGUGGGCCACUUCGGUGGAGAAGAACACCAUGGUGCUGACCAAGGUCAGUGAGAGGAUCAACCAGGCCUUCCCGGAGGUUCCCGUCUAUCCCUGCAUCGGAAAUCAUGAGCCGCAUCCUCUCAACCUCUUCAGUCCCGAGGGCGUUCCGGAUGAGAUCAGCACCAAGUGGCUGUACGAGCACCUGUACAACGACUGGUCCAGGUGGCUGCCCGCGGAAACUAAGGAGACGAUCCUGAAGGGUGGUUACUAUACCGUAGUGCCCCGGAAGGGAUUCCGUAUCAUCGCUCUGAACAGCAACGAUUGCUAUACGGACAACUUCUGGCUGUAUCACAGUGGCACCGACAAGAUUCCCCAGCUCCAGUGGUUCCACGAUACCCUCUUGGAGGCCGAAAAGGCCGGGGAGUACGUCCAUGUUUUGACUCACAUCCCUUCGGGAGAUGGAACCUGUUGGUCCGUGUGGGCCAGGGAAUUCAACCGAUGCAUCACCCGCUUCAGUUCCACAAUCAGUGGCAUUUUCACAGGACACUCACACAAGGACGAACUUUUCGUUUACUAUUCGGAGGACGAAGGACAUGCCACUGCGGUCGCCUGGAACGGAGGUGCCGUCACCACCUAUUCCAAUAAGAAUCCGAACUACAGGGAAUACUCCGUGAGCCCCGAAACCUUUGAGGUGACCAACCACAAGACCUGGAUCUACAAUCUCACCGAGGCCAAUCUGACGCCCGAUGAGCAGCCCAAGUGGUUCCUGGAGUACGAGUUCAUCAAGGAGUUCACCGAGGACACGAGUCCUGCGGGAAUUGACAAGCUCCUCGACCAGUUUGCCGAGAAUCCCACGCUGAUGAGGAAGUACUGGCGCUACCGAGUGACCUCUGCAGAUCCGCAGGUGAAUGGAGGAUGUGAUCGCACCUGCUUGGCAGGAUCUCUUUGUCGCGCUGCUGUGACUAUCAAUUCCCAGCGAGGACGUUGCGAAGAGCUGCGGGAAAAGCUGUUUGCUUCCCUGGACAACGAGGAAGCAACUACUCCUGGACCCAGUAGUUCUACCACUCCAGAUGAUGAUGAUGGAAACGGAGGAUCCUCCACUUUGGCAGUGCUCAGUAUUGGAUCCCUGCUGGCCAUCGUCCUCUCCAUCCGCCUUACCCUCUAGUAAUCCUCACCUCUAGUAAUACCCCCUAAGUCUUAUAUAAUGCGAAUGGAUUCCAUUCUAAAAGCGGCUACUCUCAAGUGGCAAAUAGAAGUAUGCGCUUAUCCCCAUCGAAAGAUAA
This is a messenger RNA of Drosophila takahashii, 2194 nucleotides long. RefSeq names its product sphingomyelin phosphodiesterase 1. Gene Ontology annotation, biological process: ceramide biosynthetic process; sphingomyelin catabolic process. Lineage: Eukaryota; Metazoa; Arthropoda; Insecta; Diptera; Drosophilidae. Gene Ontology annotation, molecular function: acid sphingomyelin phosphodiesterase activity. The record is from RefSeq and is a predicted model, not a curated record. Gene Ontology annotation, cellular component: lysosome.